AUGGGAAAUGAUGAUGAAUGGCAAAUGAGAAGCUUCGCUAUAACUUGUAAAGAAAAAAAAAAUACUUUGAAAAUGUUUUCUUCUAAACAUUUCGCCAUUUACACGCCUUCUCAUAUUCAAUGUUCUCUUGCUUAUGGGAGAAGGAAGAGAAGAACAAAAGUUAUAUUUAGGAACACUAAGAAUCCGAAUCAGGUGCUCGAAGUCAUACCACACAUCAUCUCGUUGAACGAUGAUUUGUCGCGUGAUGAGCUAAUAAAAGAGUACAGCAGAAGGAGCUUAACAUCUAUCAUAUAUUCAAAGAAUUUUCUUUAUUCACUUAAUCAUCAGCUAAUUAUUUGA
Molecule: messenger RNA, 339 nt
Organism: Clunio marinus
Lineage: Eukaryota; Metazoa; Arthropoda; Insecta; Diptera; Chironomidae
Source: the annotation of a GenBank genome assembly